GGUCAACUGGCACCCAGAGCCGGCGUUCUCAUCCCUUCGUCCUCAUCGCCUCCGUCCGAUCCGUCCGACCCGUGCGAUCUGCCCGAUCCAUCGGAUCAGUCGGUUCCUGCCAACGGACUUGGAGGUCUUCGCAAAGAAGGCAAGUCCGAAUCCGGCGAAGCGCUUGACCUCGAGUCCUUUGCCUCGACGGCCUCCUCCCAUGCUCCAUCCGGCCAUACAGGCCUGAAUAUGGUCGCGCUACGUAGACUGGCCUCCGCCUCGCCGUCCAGCGCGUCAAUCGAAGCGUUGCCGAGCAGCGCAUCCUCGUCAACCGGGUCUACGGCUGUACUUGCCGCAAUGGCCGCCGCAAUGGCAGUGGCCGCCGCCACGGCUUCUGGCAGUCUUUCGAGCAGCUCGACCGGACUCAGGCUCGAGUCCGGUCAGUUGGCGAAUAGCAUGGCUGGGGCCAAUUCUCUGUCAACGAUGAUGGCCACCACGGCCGCCUUCAAUGAGCUCUUCGCAGCGGCGGGCGCUGGGUCGGCCGGCUGCUCGGCGUCAUUGCCGAGCCUCGGGGCUCUGCUCGGUCUCGGACUAGGGCCCGUCGAGCUGGCGCGUCUGCUGGAGCAACCGGAAGCAGGGCCAGUCUGGCUGAGUCGGGAGUCGGAGGGGUUGAGAGUCCGCAUGACGAAUGAGGACAAACCGACGUGUCAGACCCUCGGACGAAGACCGGCUCUUCGCAGCUCUGUGGCGGGCCCGAUCGAGACCAGCGCCUGCCUACAGGACAGAGUUGGAGCCGGUUUGUCGGGGCAAAGUGACCUCGGAGAGUCGACAGGGGUACCAAUGGUGGCCGAGAUGGGUGUGGCCGGACUGAUGAUGCCAGUGCCAGCAGGCCCCAAUGGACGUGGCUAG
Molecule: messenger RNA, 888 nt
Organism: Protopolystoma xenopodis
Lineage: Eukaryota; Metazoa; Platyhelminthes; Monogenea; Polystomatidea; Polystomatidae
Source: the annotation of a GenBank genome assembly